AUUUUCCUUCGUCUACCUUCCAGCCCGCUACUCCCCACCUCGUCACGCCUUCCCUUCGACCCCUUUCCAACUACACCGUCAAGAUCGCAGACUUUCGGCCUCGCCCGCGAGACGCACUCGAAGCGGCCGUACACAAACUACGUUUCAACGCGGUGGUACCGCGCUCCAGAGGUGCUGCUCAGAGCCGGUGCUUACUCUGCCCCUGUCGAUAUGUGGGCUGUGGGCGCCAUGGCCGUCGAAAUAGCUACCUUGAAGCCCCUUUUCCCCGGCAAGAACGAGAUCGACCAAGUCUGGCGCGUGUGCGAGAUCAUGGGCUCGCCUGGCAACUGGUACAGCAAGAACGGUGCCAGAGUCGGCGGUGGUGAAUGGCGAGACGGAAUCAAACUCGCCCAACGGUUAGGUUUCUCGUUCCCAAAAAUGGCUCCCCAUGCACUGGAGACAAUUCUCCCUACCACCCACUGGCCGCUUGCUCUCAGCCAGUUUGUGACAUGGUGUCUUAUGUGGGACCCCAAGGCCCGUCCCACCUCGACUCAGGCCCUCAAUCAUGAAUACUUCACUGAUGCCGUCGAUCCGCUACGGCCCAAGUCGUCCACGGCUCGUCUCCUCGGCCGCCGACAGAGCGACAAGAACUUCAAAGUCAAGGAUCUCGAUGCCCCCACGCCCACGCUGGUCUCCAAGCCAUCGUGGUUCAGACGGUCGAUUAUCGGUGCUACUGGACGAGAGAGCCCGGCCCUGGCCAACAUGGCUGAGAACAACGCAUCGGAGACUUCCACCACAACUGAACAGCAGGCUACCAUGGUAAAGGUCAGCCCAGAGGUCGCUGUACAGGUACAGGUCAAAACGAAAUCGAAGCGUGCGACCUGGGCAAACGGUGCUCCCAUGCCAAUCCUUCCGUCCAUACGGCCUGUAUCACCUCUCUCCAAUGCCGUCACAGCCCAGGGUAACUCCCAUGCGAACAACAGCGCUUGUCCAGAGAAAAAGGAUACCAGCCAGACCAGCACACAACAGCAGGCCAACCCGGCUGCGUCCAAGAAGGUCUCUCGACAGCUGUCUGUCAACAGCAAUGGGAACCACUACUCAGACGCCCAUCGAGCAGAGGCCGAGCGUGCUCUCAACGGAUCCACAGCCACUACACCCACCCAAAAGGAAAGUUUCUUCUCUCAUCUACGGAAACGGGCUCGCCGGCUAUCUGGAAGGAAUCAGACUACUAUCCCAGCAGACGACGUGGAGGCAAACGCUGCCAGUGCCGCCUGGUCUGGUCCUACAUCUAACCGCUCGAGCAUGGCCAUUGAUCCCGUCACCACCAGCCCGGUAGUAAAACAGACCUCCAUGGCCAAGGGCAAGAAUGGAUUCGCCGAUCUAGACAAAGCGUUGCAGGACGUCAAGUAUUCGCUCGACAAGACCUCUAGCCCCCAGCAGGCCAGCAUCACAACAGCCACAACAAGCCAGAUUCCCUCCCCUGCCCAAAGCGUGUCAAACACUGCUCAGAGUCCUGUAACUGGGCCGAUAUCCAGUCGGACCCGACGUGCUCUGCAACUGUCGUCUCGCCCCGUCCAACGGUACGAAACGCCAGAGGAGGAAGACGAACUCCUUCAGGAGGUGCUGUACUCUACCUCCAACGCUGCCAGGCGGCUGCUUGCCGAUCACCCGGAGCCGCCUAGCGACGAACACUCAAACACAUACCCAUUCGUCGACACUGACUGUGACACAUCAAUGCAUAACAAUACCCCAUCAAUACGGACAGUGGAUGACAGCUGUCGAGCAGGCCACAACCCGUACCCUACCCCGUCUCCGACUGCCAGACGAGACGGGCUGGGCAUGAACAUGGGUAUGAACAUGGGCAUGGGUAUUGGCCUUGCGCUGACUCCUGACGAAACGCCCUCGAAACAAUUGGCCAAGGGAUUUGUCACCACCAACGUAGGGAACCGACAAGGUCCCACGCCUCCGUACGACGACAAUCAAUGGCCUAGCGCUGUUGGUGUAGGUGGCUUUCGAUAG
Molecule: messenger RNA, 1998 nt
Organism: Nannizzia gypsea CBS 118893
Lineage: Eukaryota; Fungi; Ascomycota; Eurotiomycetes; Onygenales; Arthrodermataceae
Product: CMGC/RCK/MAK protein kinase
Exons: 3
Biological process (GO): intracellular signal transduction; protein phosphorylation
Cellular component (GO): nucleus; cytoplasm
Molecular function (GO): ATP binding; protein serine/threonine kinase activity
Source: RefSeq, a predicted model, not a curated record